AUGUCACAAUCCAUAUAUGUUAACGAAAAAACUGGUGUAGAUACCAUUGAAGCUAAGGGAACACAAGAACAACCUUAUGCCACUCCAGCUUUUGCAUUGUAUACUCAUCCUGAUGCCAAAGUCUUUGUUUACAAACAAUCUGAAGAAGAUGCUGAAAAAUUCGAAUAUGUUGAGAUCUCUGCUUCUGCAUUAAAGAAAGCCAAAAAGGGAGUUGAAGGAUUGAAAAAGAAAGCUGAAAAGCAAGCUAAAUUAGAAGAACAAAAAAAGCAACAACAAGCCACUGCCAAAUUGGCUGAAUUGGAUUUAUCAUCAAUUGAAGAAGACAAAUCAUUACCAUCAGCUCAAAAAAUCAAAAUCAGACAAUUAAAAGAUCAUUUGGAUACAAGAGUACUUGUGCAAGGUUGGGUUCAUCGUUUGAGAGUUCAAAAAGGUUUGGCUUUUAUCACUUUAAGAGAUGGUACUGGUUAUCUCCAAUGUGUUUUAACUGGUGACUUGGCCAAAGCCAAACAAACCCAAGAAUUAACCAUUGAAUCCACUGUUUCCAUCAAAGGUGUUAUUUCUAAAUUACCAGAAGGUAAAACUGCUCCAGGUGGGGUUGAAUUGAAAGCUGACCAUUAUCAAAUCAUUGCUUUGGCCCCAAGUGGUGACGAAUCCUUCACUAACAAAGUUCAAGAAAACGCCGAUCCAAACUUAUUAUUGGACCAACGUCAUUUGGCUUUAAGAGGUGAAUCGUUAUCUGCUGUCAUGAAAGUCAGAGCUGCUUACCUGGCUGCUAUUAGAAGAUUCUUUGCUGAAGAAGGCUUAACAGAAGUCACUCCACCAUGUAUGGUACAAAACCAAGUUGAAGGAGGGUCCACUUUAUUCAAGUUAGAUUACUAUGGUGAAGAGGCUUACUUGACCCAAUCAUCUCAAUUGUACUUGGAAACCUGUUUGGCAUCAUUGGGUGACGUUUAUUGUAUCCAAGAAUCAUUCAGAGCUGAAAAAUCUCACACUAGAAGACAUUUGAGUGAAUAUACUCAUAUUGAAGCUGAAUUGGUAUUUAUAACAUUUGAAGACUUGUUGACUCAUUUAGAAAAAUUACUUUCCAAGACCAUUCAAUAUGUUUUAGAAGAUCCAGUUGCUGGACCAAUUGUCAAACAAUUGAACCCAGAUUUCAAAGCACCAAAGGCCCCAUUCAAGAGAAUGGAAUAUAUUGAAGCCUUGGAUUGGUUAAACGAACAUGGUAUUCCAAAUGAAGAUGGAGAAAAAUUCAAAUUCGGUGAUGAUAUUGCUGAAGCUGCUGAAAGAAAAAUGACCGAUACCAUUAACGAACCAAUUUUGUUGACUCGUUUCCCAGCAGAAAUCAAAUCUUUCUAUAUGCAAAGAUGUAAAGAUGAUCCAAGAGUCACCGAAUCCGUGGAUGUGUUGAUGCCAAACGUUGGUGAAAUUACUGGUGGUUCAAUGAGAAUUGAUAACUACGAUGAAUUAAUGGCUGCUCUUAAGAGAGAAAACUUGAACUUGGAUAGCUACUACUGGUUUACUGAUGUGCGUAAAUACGGUAGUGCUCCUCAUGGUGGUUACGGUAUUGGAUUAGAAAGACAACUUGCCUACAUGUUGAACAGAUACACUGUGCGUGACUGUUCAUUAUACCCACGUUUUACUGGAAGAUGUAAACCAUAA
Molecule: messenger RNA, 1659 nt
Organism: Candida dubliniensis CD36
Lineage: Eukaryota; Fungi; Ascomycota; Pichiomycetes; Serinales; Debaryomycetaceae
Gene: DED81
Product: asparagine--tRNA ligase
Exons: 1
Coding region: 1-1659 (552 amino acids)
Biological process (GO): asparaginyl-tRNA aminoacylation
Cellular component (GO): cytoplasm
Molecular function (GO): nucleic acid binding; ATP binding; asparagine-tRNA ligase activity
Source: RefSeq, a predicted model, not a curated record